AUGGACUGGGCCGUCAAGGCCAAGACCAGCGGUCAGUACAACGUGUGCGCCAUCAACUUGUCGCUGGGCUCAGAGGUCGGCCGCGCCGCGCCGUGCCGCGACGGCGCGUACGAGCCCGCGUUUGCGGCGGCCCGCGCGGCGGGCGUGCUGCCCGUGGUCGCCUCGGGCAACGAGGCGAACAAGACCGCGGUCGCGUACCCGGGCUGCGCGCCGUCGGCGGUCAGCGUCGGGGCCGUAUACGAUCGCGAUGUCGGGUCGCGGGCAUGGACCGUCUGCGCGGACGCGGCGACGGCGGCGGACCAGGCGGCGUGCUUCUCUAACAGCGCACCCUUCAUGACACUCCUCGCGCCCGGCGCCAUCAUCAACGCCGGCGGCUGGUCCAUGGCCGGCACCAGCCAGGCCGCGCCGCACGCCGCGGGCGCGAUCGCCGUGCUCAAGGCCGCCGUGCCGGCCGCGACGCCCGACCAGGUCGUGUCGGCGCUGCGGUCCAGCGGCAAGCCGAUUACGGACGGGCGCAACGGCGUCACCACGCCGCGCAUCAAUGUGCCUGCCGGCGUGGCUGCGCUGCAGGCCGCCCUGGACAAGGCCGCGCCGACUGGCUCGGUCCUGAUCAACGGUGGCGCGGCGACGGCCGCCUCGCUCGACGCGGCGCUGACGAUCGCCGGCGCCGAUGCGAGCGGCGUCGCGGCGAUGUGCGUCAGCAACGCCCCGGGCGCGUGCGUCGCGUUCGAGCCGUUUGCGGCCGCCAAGGCAUGGCGGCUGGCAGACGGCGCGGACGGGCCGCGCACUGUGUACGUGACGCUGCGCGACUCGGUCGGCAACACCAUGGCCGUCCCGGCGCAGGCGUCCAUCGCGCUCCAGCGGACGGUUGCCGCCCUGGGCCCCUCCCCUCCCGCAAACGCAUCCGCCGAGCCCGGGCCGUCGCCCUCCCCGGUGCCCUCCCCGGUGCUCUCCCCGGUGCUCUCCCCGGUGCUCUCCCCGGUGCUCUCCCCGGUGCUCUCCCCGGCGUCGUCCCCGGCCGCUCCGCCGUCGCCCGCGCCAGACACCGCGCCGCCUACUGGGGGCUCCCUCCUCAUUAACGGCGGCGCGGCCUCAACCGACAGUCCCGACGUCACACUCGCCCUGUCAGCAACCGACGCGAGCGGGGUCGCGUGGAUGUGCAUCAGCAACGCCGCGGCCGGCUGCGCGCCGUUCGAGCCGUUCGCGCGGACAAAGGCGUGGUCACUGCCCGGCGGCCCCGACGGGCCGCGGACGGUGUACGCACUGCUGCGGGACGCGGUCGGCAACACCAUGGCCGCCCCGCUGCAGGCGACGAUCCAGCUUGCAACACCGUCGCCCCCCGCCAGCACCCCCGGAUCAACCGUCGCAAUCAACGGCGGCGCCGCCUACACCAGCGCGCGCAGGGUCAGCCUGGCAAUCACCCCUGCCGGCCCCGUGCCGCCGCGGACGCAGAUGUGCAUCAGCGAGGCCGCGGUUGACGCCGCCGGCUGCAGCCGGUGGUUCGGCUACUCGGCCACAAAAAAGUUCAUGCUCGCGUCGUCGCCGCAGGGCCUGAGGACCGUGCGCGUCUUCUUCAGGCUCCGCGACCCGUCGGCGGGCGUCGCGCCCGCCCCCGCGGUCGGGACGAUCAUCUACGACACGUCCGGCCCGGGCAUGAACCCCGACGCGAUGCGGCUCUCCGCCACUCCGGCGGCCGGCGGCGGCGUCACCGUCGGAUUCCUGCAGGCCGCGUCGGACGGGCUCUCAGGCGUCUCGCAGUACCUGGUCGUCGGGCGGCAGGGCUCGUCCGCGCCCCCGCGCUGCCGCGGCGCGAGCCUCAAGAGCGCGCAGAGAAAGGGGCUGGGCAUGAGCGUCCAGGCCGCGCCGGGGGCGGGCAACAAGGCCGGGGCGGGCGCGGGCGCGGGUGCGACGUCCGCGCCGGCGGCGGAGGCGGCGUCGUUCUCGGGGCUCAAGGCAGGGGAGACGUACUCGUUCAGGAUCUGCGCCGUCGACGGGGCCGGCAACGUGGCCGCUGGGCUGACAUUGACUACCCAGGCCUAG
Molecule: messenger RNA, 2040 nt
Organism: Monoraphidium neglectum
Lineage: Eukaryota; Viridiplantae; Chlorophyta; Chlorophyceae; Sphaeropleales; Selenastraceae
Product: peptidase S8/S53 subtilisin kexin sedolisin
Exons: 2
Coding region: 1-2040 (679 amino acids)
Biological process (GO): proteolysis
Molecular function (GO): serine-type endopeptidase activity
Source: RefSeq, a predicted model, not a curated record